GAAGCUUGCGCUUGUCGAUAAACCUCUUGUGUACGUUGUCGAAGUCAGCCACUAAUAAACUGUGUGACAUUUAUCUUACAUCUAGUAAAAGUGAUCUAGGAUCAUAUUCCAUCAGAAAUGGACUCUUCUGAGCAUGGUUCUUCAAUGACAUCUACAGGUGUAGCCAGCGGAGGAACUCUGCCUCCAGGCCUGACAGAGGAAGAGGCAGAAGAACUGCAGCUGGAACUCACCAAGGUGGAGGAUGAGAUUCAGACACUGAGGCAGGUUCUUACAGCAAAGGAGAGGCACGCCGCAGAGCUGAAACGCAGGCUUGGCAUCAGUCCCCUCUCUGAACUCAAACAGAACAUUACCAAGGGCUGGCACGAAGUCCAGUGCUCCAAUGCAUAUCUAACAGCCUCGGCCACACUGGAGGACAUUAGCCGCUCUAAUGCGUAUAAGAGGACUCAGGAGACUCUGUCUCAGGCUGGUCAGAUGACAUCAGCUGCGUUCUCAACAAUGGGCUCUGCAAUCAGAAACAGACUGGGAGAGAUGAAGGCUCUGCCAUAUUCUAACUCUGGUAGCAGCUUUUCCAUGCGUCACUCUUUAAGUAUGCCAGCAAUGAGGAACUCGCCAAGCUUUAAAUCCUUCGAGGACAAGGUGGAGAACAUGAAGUACAAAGUAAUGGGACAAACGAAUGGUGAGAGUGACCAUUCGACAACCAGCAACAAUGCACCCUUCUGAGCAGGAAGUACAACCUCACGACCAAGAACUGACAUCUGUGACCCAUUUAACCCCUUAUACACUCCAGUCCACAGCUCUAUUAACUUCAACUGAAUGUAUAAACAGAAAACAAUGCUUUAAUAUGUUAAGAUGCCAACAUGCAAAGAUUGUAAUUUUUACUUCUACAGUUUGUGUUUGACUUUCACCCUUGAAAAUGUAUUGUAGCCAAACUGUUAAGCAAAACCUUUUUAAUAAGCAUAUUUGGAAAAACUGGAGAACACCUCUUGUGAUCGUUGUUGGAGAACAUGCUCUGUGCACCAAAUUACCUUUUAUUAUGGUUUCUUUGUCAGAAACACAGGGCUUCUCUGAUACUUUAGAUCAGCAUCAAGAUGUGAACUGUUUGCACAUCUCACACACUUUGAGUGUGCUAAAACUGUAAGGCAUCCUUAGCCUGGUCUGUUGCCACUGUUCAUUAUUGUUAUUGUUCCUGCAUUGAAAAUUGCACUUGUAAUUACCCUGCUAAUUAAAGGCUUGUUACUCAGGGCAAAAGGUGCUAAGCUUUCCUUAUGAUGAGACCCAUGCAUCUGAUAUGAAUAGCAUUUCUGAAGAUGUAUACAAAAUGAUUUCAUGAUUGUUUCAAGUCAUAAUGAAAAAAAAAAAAACAACUACAGCCUAUCUGGCAUUUUCUAACAAAGCAAAGAUAUCUCCAGUAUGUUAAGAGUGAAUGAAAAAAUUCUUCAAGCAAACUACACCUUAGGUUUUUUUUUUUUUGCUUCUUUUUCCUCCAACUUAGUUUAGCGUGUGUUGAAUUGUUGUUAAUUUAGUUUUUUGAGGCAUACUAAAAACUUCACAGGGAUUUUUUUUCUCUCUCUCUAGAUAAGUAUUAAAUACUUCUUACUAUUGGUGUUUUUCCCUUGGUUGCCUACAGUAUAUUUUAGAGUGCUGUGUCUAAUAUAGAUUGUAAGGUUUUUUUUAAUGUUAAUGGUUAAUGGAGUUAAUGGUGGCUGAAUUAUUUAAUUUACUAAUCAGGUGCCAGACUUGUAUUUCAGUGUAAUCUGAAAAGCAGAAAAAUCAAUGAAAUUGCUCUCUCAUUUGGAUUUGUGGAUUUGAAAUGCUUUAACCUUAAAUAUUGUUGUGCGUAUACCCCUCCUCCCCACUUUUUUGGGCAGUUUGUUGUUUUGCAUUUGGUUCUUUGUACUUUCUUGGCUGAUGCUGAUGAAAGUACUGGUGAUUCAAAGGUCUGUGAAAUAAUAAUGUUAUAAUGGUGACCUAAACACUG
Messenger RNA from Myxocyprinus asiaticus (Chinese sucker), 1978 nucleotides. Its product is annotated as tumor protein D54-like. NCBI's taxonomy places the organism in Eukaryota, Metazoa, Chordata, Actinopteri, Cypriniformes, Catostomidae. The record is from RefSeq and is a predicted model, not a curated record. Bases 118 to 720 code for a protein of 200 amino acids. Gene Ontology annotation, cellular component: cytoplasm. The transcript has 9 exons.